Molecule: messenger RNA, 708 nt
Organism: Macrosiphum euphorbiae (potato aphid)
Lineage: Eukaryota; Metazoa; Arthropoda; Insecta; Hemiptera; Aphididae
Source: the annotation of a GenBank genome assembly
AUGGAGUUCAACAAACCAGACCCACUGAAGAUGACGGGUAACUUGGCUGAAAAUUUUCGAAAUUUCAGAAAUCAACUACAAAUGUAUUUUAAUGCAACUGAAUGUCAUUCAAAAGAGGAAGCUACGCAAGUGGCAAUAUUAUUAGACCUUUUGUGGUCGGAUUGUUUAAAAAUUUACAACACUCUCAAAAUUCCCAGUAUAACUGUAUUUGAAAUUUUGAAAGCGUUGGAGGCUUAUUGCAUACCGCCAAGACGUAAUGAAACUAUGCAACAAUACAAAUUUUUUACACGGAAACAACUCGAUGGUGAGCCAUUUAAUAAGUAUUAUGCGGAUCUUCGAGAAUUGGUUAAGUCAUGUGAGCUUAAUACCUGUGACAAAUUAUUCAAAAUUCAAAUCAUUCUGGGAAUAUCUGAUAAAGAAUUACAAGCAAGGUUAUUGCGAGACGAAUUAACUUUAGAAAAAACUGUUAAGCACUGUCAAAUAGUGGAAGAGUCUAAAGUCAAUCGUAAACUUAUCCAGGAAAACACAAAAAAACUUCUCAACAUUGAGGCAGAGCAACAUAAGGGGUCAAAUCAGUAUAGCAGAGGAGUCAAGUCUAAUUUUCGAAAACCAACUCAACAUAAGCAGUCAAAUGGAAAAGGUGAUGGAAAGGUAAUCACUGUAAUUGUAAAGCAAGGGCUCAGUCCUAUUUUAAAGAAAAAAAUAUAA